Molecule: messenger RNA, 2986 nt
Organism: Erigeron canadensis
Lineage: Eukaryota; Viridiplantae; Streptophyta; Magnoliopsida; Asterales; Asteraceae
Product: disease resistance protein RPM1
Exons: 1
Coding region: 122-2878 (918 amino acids)
Biological process (GO): defense response to other organism
Molecular function (GO): ADP binding
Source: RefSeq, a predicted model, not a curated record
AGUCAAUACUUGUUUUCACACACACACACACACCGUUUCUGCACCACUGAUUUCUUAGCCAGCCACCUAACACCACCAACGUUCCUGCAUCGCGUCUGUCUUCUAGCCUGUAGUAGCAAAGAUGGCAGACGGUGCUGUGAACUUCCUACUGGAAAAGCUGACAAUGAUCCUAAUGCAAGAAGCAUCAUUGCUAGGAGAUUCACAAACUGAUGUUGAGACAAUAAAGCUUGAGCUAGAAAUCAUGAGAUCUUGCAUACGAGACGCGGAAAGAACGAUGUCCAAGAGCGAUUUAGUGGAAACAUGGGUGAGACAAGUCAGAGAAGUUGCACAGAAAGUAGAAGAUGUGCUAGAUGAAUACGUUUACUAUAAAGAUUUGGAACACGAAGAAGAUAAAAAGGGGUCAAGGAAUUUGGUUCAAGACAUCAUCAAGGUUCCAGUGCAUAUGAGAAGAAGGCGUAAAAUCUCUACUAAGCUUCAAAAGCUUAGAGCAGAGGUUCACGAGGUUUGCGAACGAAGAAAGAAGUAUACAUUUAAUGAGAAUACUAAUGAGUGGGGAGGCAGGAAUCCUCCAAUUGGUUGGUGGCAGCGUCAAGAAGAACUGUCAUUAUUUGUUGCUGAAGAUGAGAUAGUGGGAAUGGAUGAUAACAAAGAAACAAUGAUGGAAUGGUUAAUGAACAGUGAUCCUAGACGGAUGGUUAUAUCUGUUGUGGGAAUGGGUGGGUUAGGGAAGACAACUUUAGUUACUAAAGUCUACAAUGAUCCGGUGAUUCAACGAUAUUUUGAUUGUUGGGCAUGGGUAUCUGUAUCUCAAACUAACGGGAUUGAUGAGUUGUUAAGAUCCAUGAUCAAGAAAUUGUUUGGUGCAAAAAGUGUAAGAGUUCCUAGCGAUUUGGGAAUGAUGACUUACAGGGACUUAAUGGAAAUGCUUAUCGACCAUCUACAUAAGAAAAGGUAUGUUAUUAUAUUAGAUGAUGUUUGGGAGAUACUUCUUUGGCCUAGAAUAAGAAGUGCAUUUCCAGAAAAUGAUCUUGGAAGCAGAGUAAUAUUCACAACUAGAAACGAUGAUGUAGCGAUAUCAGUAGGACCAGGGAAGCUUGUUCUUCGUCUAGAACCUCUUGGAGAGCACGAUUCAUGGGCUCUUUUUUGUAGAAAGGCAUUUUGGAGUGAUUUAGGCCAUUGUUGUCCGAUUGAACUAGAAGAGUUAGCUCGGGCGAUUACUACGAAAUGCGGGGGGUUGCCGCUUGCCAUAGUGGCAAUUGGAGGCCUUGUGUGCUCAAGAAACAAAACCGGUGUAGAGUUGAAGAAAAUAUAUGAUAGCCUAAACUGGGAAUUGAGCAAUAAUCCUGUGCUUGAAAGUGUUAAAGGGAUCUUGACCUUGAGCUUUAACGAUCUACCAUUCUACUUAAAGCACUGUUUCUUGUAUUGUUGUGUUUUUCGUGAUGGGUAUCCAAUUAAAAGGAAAAAGCUCAUAAGACUAUGGGUUGCAGAAGGGUUUAUCCUGGAAAGAAAAGGGGUGACUAUAGAGGAAGUAGCAGAGGAGUACCUUACAGAACUUAGUCUCCGAAGCAUGAUUCAAGUCACCGAGACUAAUGAUACUGGGAGAGUUAAAACAUUUCGAGUCCAUGAUGUUAUGCGAGAACUUGCUAUGACAACAUCUGAAAAAGAUAACUUUUGUUCAGCAUAUGACGACAGAGAAGCCAGACUAGUAAGUAAAGUACAGAGACUCUCAAUAUAUAUCAGGAACGGAAAUAUUCAUUUGAGCAACACGUUGUCACGCCAUCUCCGUGCUUUCUUUGUCUUUCAAAUGGAGACAAACUUGACUUUUUCCAUUAAUGCAGUACUGUCUAGCUUUAAACUUCUAAAAGUUUUAGAAUUGGAGGGCGUAUCCGUUGAUGUGAUCCCCAAUGCUGUUGUUGGCCUAUUCAACUUGAGGUAUUUGAACCUCCGAGAAACCAGCAUCGACAAACUUCCAAAGUCGAUGGGGAGGCUAAGAAAUCUUCAAACACUUGACAUCCGAAACACCAACCUUGGCAAGUUACCAAGUGGAAUAUUAGAUAUACCAAGACUACGACACCUGCUACUAUGUCGCCCCAAAACCUCCAUUUUUCAUUGUGGGUUACCAGUGGCUGCAGUAAUAACGAAAAUACAAAGUUUACAGACUUUAGCGUUGAUUGAAGCAGAGAAAGAACUCAUCCAGAAACUUGAAAACUUGACUAGCCUAAAAAGAUUGGAUAUAACAACGCUGAAAGCAAUUGAUGGGCCAAAGUUAUGCAGUUCAGUCAAAAAGAUGACAAAUCUGCGACGUCUAAGCAUCACUGCAAGUACAGACACCGAAGAACUUGUGCUUGAAAGUUUAACUUCUCCUCCAGUGUUUCUCCAGAAGCUGACAUUGGUUGGCCAGUUGAGUAAGUUGCCUCUAUGGAUGAAGUCAUUAGCAAAUCUAACUCACCUUUACUUGUGUUGCUCAAGUUUAGGCGAUGACGUGCUUUCAUCCAUCCACAGUUUACCAACUCUAGCAUUUUUAGAACUUAAGAAUGCUUGCAGAUGCAAGUUCUUGCACUUCAUAGCAGGUGGAUUUAAGAAGCUGAACACAAUGCGGCUGUUGGAGCUUGUAGAGCUCAGCGGUCUAAGAUUGGAGAAGGGUGCAUUGCCAAGUAUCAAGGACUUGAACCUAGUUCGAUGUCGAGAGAUGAGAUCAUCGUUACAAGGCAUUGAACACCUUACUAGUCUUCAAAAGUUACAUUUGGAAGAAAUGCCAGCCGAAUUAGUUCAAAGAUUGCGAAGUAAUGAGCAAGCAAAUCUUCAACACAUAAACACAAUAAGCCUUGUGUACCUAAGUGGCGAAAGUCGAGUAGUAGAAACACUCUUUAAGUUGUGAAUAUGUGUACUAGGAUCAGACUGUUAGGGACUGCUUUUUCCUUCCCCUUAAGUCUUGUAUGACAUGUUUUACUCAUAGAAAACGAUAUCGUAUAUAGAGUUCAUCCAA